Messenger RNA from Hansenula anomala, 309 nucleotides. RefSeq lists its product as uncharacterized. The coding region runs from base 1 to 309 and encodes 102 amino acids. Lineage: Eukaryota; Fungi; Ascomycota; Saccharomycetes; Phaffomycetales; Wickerhamomycetaceae. The transcript has a single exon. The record is from RefSeq and is a predicted model, not a curated record.
AUGACUUGCAUUCACUUAAAUAAGUUCCAGUACUUGUUACUUUCAAUCCUCGAAUCGACUAAAACAGCAACAACAUACGCCUUUUCUUCUGUCGUGUACUCUGAUCAAGGUUUUAGUGUCCCCUAUAGGACCCCCGUCAAAGCUUAUUGCCGCCAGCAGAGUGUCGGUACCAGGGCUUUAGAUUUCGCUGAAAAAGAUCUAUGGAUACUGACAAACGUCGAAAUGUGGAUUAAAUGCGUGAUACAAUUGAAGAGAGAUAGCGGUUACUAUCUCAAAAGUUUCGAUAUAAUUCCUCGAAUGGUCGGUUAG